Messenger RNA from Oncorhynchus kisutch (coho salmon), 2413 nucleotides. RefSeq lists its product as uncharacterized. NCBI's taxonomy places the organism in Eukaryota, Metazoa, Chordata, Actinopteri, Salmoniformes, Salmonidae. The record is from RefSeq and is a predicted model, not a curated record. The coding region runs from base 562 to 1941 and encodes 459 amino acids. Gene Ontology annotation, molecular function: hexosyltransferase activity. Gene Ontology annotation, biological process: carbohydrate metabolic process. Gene Ontology annotation, cellular component: membrane. The transcript has 15 exons.
CUUCAGAAAGGUGUGUAUCUGUAAAUUCAGGAGCAGAGAACAGAACAUUGUCUCUCCAGAAAGGUGAGUAUCAGUAUAUUCAGGAGCAGAGAACAGAACAUCGUCUCUCCAGAAAGGUAUGCAUCUGCAUAUUCAGGAGCAGAGAACAGAACAUCAUCUCUUCAGAAAGGUGUUUAUCUGUAUAUUCAGGAGCAGAGAACAGAACAUUGUCUCUCCAGAAAGGUGUGUAUCAGUAUAUUCAGGAGCAGAGAACAGAACAUCAUCUCUCCAGAAAGGUGUGUAUCAGUAUAUUCAGGAGCAGAGAACAGAACAUCAUCUCUCCAGAAAGGUGUGUAUCAGUAUAUUCAGGAGCAGAGAACAGAACAUCAUCUCUCCAGAAAGGUGUGUAUCUGUAUAUUCAGGAGCAGAGAACAGAACAUCAUCUCUCCAGAAAGGCUAUUGUACAAGCAGCCCAGUGUCUUGGUGGGUCGUACUGAUGUGGUGGCAGUCACCCCGUGGUUGGCACCCAUCGUCUGGGAAGGAACCUUUGACCCUGACCUCGUCGACACAAUCUACAAGUCCAUGAACAUCACCAUAGCAACCACAGUGUUUGCCGUUGGAAAAUCGGUUGGCAGAAUGUCUCUGCUGCUUUGUUGUAUAGUGAUGGCUCUGCACCUCGCAACAGGGCUGGAUGCUGCCCCGGGGGUGGUGAACACUACAGAGGAGGAGGUGGAAGGGGUGGACUCCCAGUCACCAUGCCCAGCCGGGUGGCAUCAGAAUGAGCAUCACUGCUUCUCCUUCUACCCCGUCUGGGCCACCUGGGCCACUGCAGAGUUGUACUGCUCCCAGCACAGAGGGAACCUGGCAUCGGUUCAUAGCCCGGGUCAACAGGUGUUUGUCCAGGAUCUGGUCACGAGACACACAGACCAGCCGGUCUGGAUGGGAGGCUACGAUGCAGCUCAGGAGGGGAUGUGGCUGUGGAGUGAUGACUCAGCUGUUGACAGUUUUUACUGGGAGGAGGAUGAGCCCAGUAACUCUGGACAGGGGGAGAACUGUAUGGAGCUACACACUGGAGGUGGGCAGGGCUGGAAUGACGUGUCCUGUGGAGAGCUGAGGUUCUAUGUGUGUUCUAUGGAGACAAGAUCUGGUUUAGCAUCAUUACCAAGUCAGAAGAAAUCACAUGAGAGAGAGCUGGCUGAAGAGGUGAGUAUUUAUGACGUCCUGUGGGAGACCAGUGAGAGAGUAGCAGAUGAGAUCCUCGACUCAGCCUUCCUCAGAGGGAUGUAUUCCAGACGUCUGCCUGCCCACUGCUAUGCUGACUUCUGCCACCAGGAGGUGCUGUACCUGGACAGAGUCAUCACCAUGCUGCGGGUGCUGAUCAGAACAGUCCAGGGUCCUCCAGACAUCAUGCUGUUUCUCCAGAGAACACAUCAACGCUACCAGGAGUCUCUGAAGGAGGCCCAGAACCAAACUCCACCACACCUGAACCUGUCCUCCAUCCAGCCCUCUGCAGCUUUGCGUCAGUACCUCCAGAGCUUCCAUGACAUUGUCAAUGAGGAGCCCAUCUACUGGCUGGUGUCUCUGCUGCCCAGAGCCCUGCUCAGACCUUACCUGGCACAGAACCUGCCCCUGGGAGAGAGGACCAGACCAGACCCCAGCCCCUGCCUCUACCCCUGGCUAAGCCUCUUCCCCUGCCCCUGCUACCAGUGGGGGGGAGAGGACAUGAAGCCAGACCAGAGGAACCAGAAGGACAAGUCAGGGACAUAUUACAGGCAUCUACUGGAGAAGUACCAGGAUGUGAUAGACGUCUAUAAGGCUGUCAACAUCUUCAGUGUCCAGAUGAUCAACGAGAAGGCUCUCUUCACCUCCAGCUGCUUUCCCACUGGUGACGAGGAGGAAGAGGAGGACCAACCCAACCUGUGGUCUGUGGAGUCUGGUCCUGACGUUAGGGUGAAGCUGUAGCAGUGCAGCUGUAGAAUACAGGGAGCUGAGUGUGUACGGCUGUGUGUGUUGGCUUUCACACUGGGCAGGACUGUUCCUCUUGUCAGACAUAUUCCAAUAUUCCACUUCUAUGUUAGUAACUUCCCCCAAAUAACUACUGUUUAAACUGUAUUAAUGCAAUAACACAAUGAAUGUUCACAUCUAAUAAUUGUCAACAAAGGAGCUACAAUAAAAUAAAUAACAUUUAGGUAAUAAAAUCUAAGAAUGAAAAUGUGUGAACUGUUGAACUGUAUUUUCUAUAUGGGUAUUGGAAUGUCAAUAAUACACAGCCAAUCACAUUGCUGUGCUCUACCACAAUCAGAAGAAUUGCUCUGGCUAGCCAAUAAACAGAUGGUAUUGCUUUCAAGAAUUGACCAAUCAAUUCACCUGCUCCAUUCAAAUACUUUUUUCCCACCAUAUUUAGCAAAUAUAUUCAUUAAAAAUCCUACAAUGU